UGUUGCGAAUAGCUGACAACCGUUUGUUUUGAUGAAUUAUUAGCUCRAUUCACAGAAAAAGAAAUCAAUUAAGUUAAAGUUUGUUUGAUUURAUAAAUGAUAAUAGAUGUCUUUGUUGAGAAAAGCUGUUAAGAUUUCUAAAGAUCUUCAGGGAAGCAAGCUUUCAGCUUUGAAAGAUGAGAUUCAAGGAAUUUCUUCCCAGGUUGAUGAAUUUUAUCAACAUGUGUUGAGCAACUCAAUAUCAUCUCCAGAAAGGUCAAGAAAUUUCAAAAAAUGUACAAGGUUGAAAGCACAGAUAGAUUCUCUGUCAAACCAAUUAAAUCAGCUUGCCAAGGAUAAUGAAAKCAGUCCCCCUGAUGAUUUUGAAUCACAAAAAAAGAUAGAGAAACAAAAGUUACWGGAUUUGAAGUCUCAAGUUGAGAAAAUUUCCAAUCAACUGGAACCAGAUGAAGUUGAAGAGGAGUACUUCAGGAAGAUAAAGCAGAAUGAAGUWCCAGGAAGUGGGAGUGAAUUAACUGAAGAUGAUGACGAUGCGGACCAUGAUGAAGCARAUKAUGAAGAUGAAAAAUAUCUCAAAAAURAUGAAAAUGAAAGUGAUGAAGAAGAUGAAGAAAGUGAAGAAGAUACCUGGACAGAACAAAAUGAUAGAACUAUUGUGGUAAAACAUGUUCAAGCUUUAAGCGACUUCCCUGGUGAACAGCCUGAUGACUUGGCCUUUAGAAAAGGUGAAAUCUUGACAGUUAUUGACCCUAGGGAAGACGGUUGGUGGGUUGCAGAGAAUUCUUCAGGGAAAAAGGGAAUUAUACCAAAGACACUUAUCAAGAUUAUUGAUGAUCCCAGCAACCCUCCAGAACCAACAAAAGAACAGUCAAAUCAGCAGUCAAAAGAAGAAGAUGACCAUCUUGGUGAGCUUCCUAGUCCAAGGAGAAGUGGGAAGGAUCUUUGGAAAUCGCUUCAAAGAGGAUCCAAACAAGAGACAAGUGUAACAGACGUACUCAAAGCUCUUGGCGCCAUGCCAUCUGGAUUUCGAUCUACAACACUUGGMAAGAUGGCGAAGGAUGAACGAUUCCAUGCUAGYUCGUGGGUUGUUCCUAAACUCAGACCAUCUCAUCUGGGCUUCAAAGAUUUAGUUUGGGACCCUGUACAUAAACAGCUCUCUCCACGACCAGUCAAGAUAAAUCGUGUAUUCUCAAUUGUGUCAGCUCGAAAGAUUCCUCUUCCUGGAACUGGUAUCGAAGUAUUAAGUAGACAAGUGAGAAUGUCGCUGUGGGACUGGAAACGAAAACAAGUAAGUCACCUGCGUGUUCGUUCACUCCUUCCUUCUUCAUCCAGUUAUUCAUUCAUCUUUCAUCUAUUCAUUUAA
This is a messenger RNA of Exaiptasia diaphana, 1363 nucleotides long. Its product is annotated as nephrocystin-1. Gene Ontology annotation, molecular function: protein binding. Gene Ontology annotation, biological process: protein localization involved in establishment of planar polarity. The transcript has 17 exons. NCBI's taxonomy places the organism in Eukaryota, Metazoa, Cnidaria, Anthozoa, Actiniaria, Aiptasiidae. The coding region runs from base 107 to 1363 and encodes 418 amino acids. The record is from RefSeq and is a predicted model, not a curated record. Gene Ontology annotation, cellular component: cytoplasm; cilium.